Messenger RNA from Ostrea edulis (European flat oyster), 8994 nucleotides. Its product is annotated as sodium channel protein 1 brain-like. The record is from RefSeq and is a predicted model, not a curated record. Gene Ontology annotation, cellular component: voltage-gated sodium channel complex; plasma membrane. The transcript has 30 exons. Gene Ontology annotation, biological process: membrane depolarization during action potential; neuronal action potential; sodium ion transmembrane transport. Gene Ontology annotation, molecular function: voltage-gated sodium channel activity. NCBI's taxonomy places the organism in Eukaryota, Metazoa, Mollusca, Bivalvia, Ostreida, Ostreidae. The coding region runs from base 753 to 6767 and encodes 2004 amino acids.
GACUAGGUAUAUUUGGCAUUUGACGUGGAACAAGUUUAAACCUUUUUAUUUAUUGGCGAUGGCAUUGUGAAAUUGUAGUCGUAUAGACUUUAAAAAGGACGGAUUAAUCGAAACCAACAAAACCGCUGGAAAACAGUUGUUUGUUUGGGUAGAGCAAGUCAGUUUUUUACCAUUUGAAAUUUUCUAGAACGGAAGGCCGUCUUGCGUGAUUUCAAGAUAAACUGGACUAUUUUUUGGAACUGUGGUUCAUACGUCAUUGGUUCAGUGCCGUUGCUGUGUGUGCCGUGAGUCAAUACAAUGUGGAGAACAAUGCGGGGAUUAAGUGGACAUUAAAUGUACGAACUUAUUUUCGCCCUACAGUUGUGUAAAAGUUGAGGAUUUCUUAGAUACAUUUUUUUUUUAUUUUGCGACUUUUUGGUUGUUGUGUGACUAUAAAGUGGUACCAUUCUCUGUGUCUUUGAUCGAUUCUUUCAUUGCCAUGUUCUUUUUUCCAAAGACAAUUCUUUGUUGUGAAAAAAAUGCCACAGAACUGAGUGAAUAAUUGAUUUCAGCAUAUAUUGUGUACUAGUGCAUUUUACCUCUGAAGCUGCCAGUUCUGGUGUGGAUCUGACGAAUGAGACUAAAACUUUUCAAGAAUUUGGCGUAAUGACGGAAUUUUGUGACAAGCAUGAUAACUUCCAUCGGAAUUUAGUGAUUGUCCAGUCCUUGUUUUACGGAGGUUAAGGAGAAAAUUUUACACAAAUAAUAUUUGAAUGGCAAUGAAGGGAAAAGAUGGUGACAAAAAUCAUCUAAGUCCCCAUGAUCAAAAUGGAAAAGACGGACGUGUUUCACCCACGCCGUCAUGGCGUCCAGCGUCCGCAUUAAGCUCAAGGACGGAGGAUGAGGAAGAACCACCUCUUCCCCAGUUUCGACCGUAUGACAAAAAGUCAUGGGACAACCAAAUUCAGAAGGAUAGAGAUGCACAGCGAAAGUUAGACAAAAACAAUGGCAAAGCCGUUGCUCAUCUUGUAGAUGGUGAGUUAAAGUUCGAAGAUGACGAGGAGGAGGCUCGGAAAACAAGAGACCCCACGCUACAGGAGGGCAAUAUUUUGCCUGAUGAAUUAUCAGAGGUGUUCAAAGAAGAAUUAUAUGGAAAACCAUUAGAGGAAAUUGAUAAAUAUAUCAAAGACAAGACAUUUGUAGCAAUAGCACCCCGAUUCCAAAAGAAUUACAUUCACCGCUUCACAGCUACCAAAGCUCUCGGGUGUUUGACGCCUUGGAAUCCAGCUCGAAAGUUCUCUGUGUACAUUGCCACAAAUCAGUUUUUUGACUAUCUAGUCAUAUUGACCAUUUUGUGUAACUGUGUCUUCUUAGCUAUGCCCGAUGACCCUGCCUCAGAGACAGCAGAAUACGUCUUUCUAGGAAUCUAUACUAUGGAAUGUGUCGUCAAAAUUCUUGCUCGUGGAUUAAUAGUUAACAAGUUUACGUAUCUACGAGACCCGUGGAACUGGUUAGAUUUUAUAGUCAUCAUAUCAGCAUAUGUCACCAUUAUCAUAGACAUCGUAUCAACUCCUAGUACUGAUGGAGAAAGUGACGGAAGCGUUUUCAAUCCUCAGAUGUUGCGAACGUUUAGAGUAUUAAGAGCUCUCAAAACAGUGUCUAUAGUGCCAGGUUUGAAGACAAUUGUGGGUGCAUUACUGCGAGCUUUCAAGCUUCUGUUUGAAGUUAUCAUCCUGACGUCCUUCUGCCUGAUGAUCUUUGCACUGUUUGGCCUCCAGGUGUACGUCGGUGUACUAAGACAGAAGUGUGUGCUAGACGUCCCAGAAUACAAUGCUACCGCAUCUUUGUCAUAUGUGGCUUACUACAACGACUGGAUCAAGAAUAACUCCAACUGGUACGAAGAUGGUGAAGGUGCCUACCUGGUAUGUGGGAAUGCCUCAGCAUCUGGAGAAUGCCCCAGUGGUUAUACCUGCCUUCCAGAUAUCGGAGAAAAUCCCAACUAUGGUUACACCAGCUUUGACCACUUUGGAUGGGCAAUGUUGACCUCCUUCCAGCUUAUUACUCUGGACUUCUGGGAAGACACGUAUAAUAAGAUUAUCCGAGCGAUGGGUCCGUGGAAUGUCCUAUUCUUUGUGAUAGUGGUUUUCUUUGGAUCGUUUUAUCUCAUCAACUUGAUGCUGGCUGUUGUUGCUAUGUCUUAUGAAGAGGAAGCGGUCAACACCAACAGAGAAAGGGAAGAAAAAGAAAGGAAGGAAGCGGUCAAAGAAAAGAAAGAGAAAGCAGCGAAAGAUAAAGCGAACGCCGCAGCCGCCGCUGCAGCCAGCGAAGUUACCGCCGCCAAAGCCACUGAUGCUACCGCCGCCAAAUCAAAACCACCAUCAAAAGAGGAGGGGAAACAGUCAAACGGCACCAACAACAACAAAGAUUCAAAAGUAGGUACCGAUUCUAAGUCUGGUACUGUUACUAUCAAUGGAAAAACGUUAACAAAUCAUGGCAAGGGUCGUAAUCCUAUGGUCAAAAUGCCAAGUAAGGACAGUGGAUACUCGGUGCAGAGCAAUGUGAGUUCGCACUCAGGAGGUAGCAAGGACAAAGAUGAUCCCGAUAGUAUCAGCCUUGACAGCCACUCCAAUCCACGCAAGGCAGACUCUGGCACCGGGUCCAUGUCACAUGGUCUUAACACUGACAGCUCAGACAAAACGAUGUCCAUCCCGCAAAAGCCAUUUAUCAAGCAGGAUAGUCUGGCAAAUGUUUCUUCCUCGGGUAUACACCUUGGUGAUGAUGAUGACAGUUUGUCAACCAAGGGCAAAUCCAAAAAGCCACCUCCAAAGAUCAUUCAAGGAAGCUUAAAAAACAGUGGGGAGGAAAGCACGGGUAGAAAUGAGCCUGGGACACUGGUGGACCGAAACCAUGCAUGUUUGGGGAAGUGCUGCUAUUGUUACGUACCCUGGCUGAGAAUACAGAACUUGGUUUUUAUCUUUGUGUCUGAUCCCUUGUUUGACCUCUUCAUCACCUUCUGUAUCCUGGUGAACACCAUCUUCAUGGGACUCGAGUUCCACAACAUGCCAGAUGACCUUGUUACAGCUACAAGUGUGGCCAACAUUGUUUUCACUGUUAUUUUCACUCUGGAGGCUGUGUUGAAAUUGACUGCUUUUGGGAAAUUUUACUUUUCUAAUGGCUGGAACAACUUUGAUCUGGUGAUUGUGGUGGCCAGCUGGGUAGACUUUGGACUGUCAGAUUUGGAUGGUGUCAAUGUUAUCAGGACAUUCAGAUUGUUGAGGGUUUUUAAGUUGGCUCAAGCAUGGCGAACUAUGCGAGUAUUACUGACAAUCAUCAUGAGCACGCUUGGCGCACUGGGAAACCUGACCGUCAUUCUUGUAAUUAUCAUCUACAUAUUUGCGGUGAUUGGUCUGCAGUUGUUUAGAAACAGUUACACCGAAGAUAAAUUUGGAGGAGAUGGUAUACCAAGGUGGAAUUUCAACUCCUUUUUCCAUGCUCUGAUGUUGAUUUUCCGUAUCCUCUGUGGAGAGUGGAUUGAAGAGUUGUGGAACUGUAUGCGAGCGGCUGAUGAACUGUGCAUGGUGGUCUUUUUACCCACUCUCGUGUUCGGAUACUUCAUUGUCCUGAAUCUUUUCCUUGCCUUGCUUCUGAAUGCUUUUGGAAGUGAAUCUUUGAAAAAGUCUGAUAAUGAUGAUGAGGACGACAAGCUUUCUCUGGCCUUCGUCAGGCUGAAAGAGAUCUGCUGCUGUUGUUGCAACUUCAAGAAAACACCGAGAACUUCUUCCGUAGGACCAGAUGAGUUAGACGAGGAGAAGCAGAUUGGCAUGACAGAUCUAGAGAACGAUAGCAAAGAUAAACAGAGCAAAGACCAACCUCUGGCUAAUGGGACAGUGAAAGCAAAUGGCAUCAAACAUCAGGAUGAUAAAGUAGAAGCAGAGGAGGCAUUCAAUGCUAAGAGAGACAAAUUCACAGAUUUUGACGCAGCACGAAAAGCCUCAAAAGCAAAAGACUCAAAGGGCAGCAAUGCAGAUAGCACAUCGAAGACAGGAGACAGUAAAGAGAAGAAAGGAAGCAAAGACAAGGAUGGCAUGGCUCUUGGAGAUGAAGCCGAUGACAUGGACGAUGAUGAUGAAAACAAAGAGACUGUAGUGGAGGACUGUUUUCCGCCAAUCUGCAUGAAGAAAUGUUUGAAAUUGACAGGUCAUGCACUGUGGUCAGAUUUUGAUGAAUCCAGCUUUGGAAUAAAGUGGCACAAAGCCCGAUACUUUAUGUGUAAAAUUGUGGAGCAUAAAGCAUUCGAAUAUUUCAUUCUUGCCUGCAUUUUCCUCAGCAGUAUGUCAUUGGCUUUUGAGGAUGUGUAUCUUUACACACGUCCAGAAUUAGAGGCUGCCCUGUACUAUGCAAACAUCAUCUUUGCUGCACUCUUCACAAUAGAAAUGUUGAUGAAAUGGAUGGCUCUAGGAUUCAAGAAAUACUUUACCAGCUUCUGGACCAUUCUUGACUUCUGUAUUGUAGUGAUCUCCUUAACCAGUUUGAUUGUUGACGCUAUGGGUGGGGAGGACAUCUCCGCAUUCCGCUCCCUCAGGACACUCAGGGCAUUCAGACCCCUCAGAGCAAUCUCAAGAUGGCAAAGCAUGAGGAUUGUGGUAAAUGCUCUGAUGUUGGCUAUUCCUGCCAUUUUGAAUGUGCUGGUUGUCUGCAUGGUGUUUUGGCUGAUCUUCAGUAUUAUGGGAGUGCAGUUCUUCUCGGGCAGAUUCUACAAGUGUAAGGACUCCAGCGGCGAGGUUCUGCUUCCCAGUGUAGUGGCCAACAAAUCUCAGUGUUUGGCAAUGGCGUCCACACACAAUUACACAUGGGUCAACUCCAAUAUUAACUUUGACAAUGUUUUCAAUGGCUACCUGGCUCUGUUUCAAGUGGCAACUUACGAGGGAUGGAUGGAGGUGAUGGAUGAUGCAGUGGAUUCUACGAAGGUGGACGAGCAGCCUAGCUUUGAAAACAACCUGUACAUGUAUCUGUACUUUGUGGCCUUUAUCAUUUUUGGGUCUUUCUUCACUCUCAAUCUGAUCAUUGGUGUCAUCAUUGACAACUUUAAUGCCCUGAAGAAAAAGUAUGAUGGCAGUGCUUUAGACAUGUUCCUGACGCAAGGUCAGAAAAAUUACAUGAACACCUUAAAGAAGCUGGGAUCUAAAAAACCGCAGAAAACAAUCAAGCGACCAAAGGCUCGGGGUUUUUUGGCGUCAUGUCAGGCGGUCUUCUAUGAUGUUGCAGUGAGCAGCAAGUUUGACAUAUGUAUCGUGUCGGUCAUUUUUCUGAACAUGAUUGCUAUGGCUGUGGACCAUUACAAGAUGACAGACUAUGUCUCCAACAUUUUAGACAUCCUCAACAUUUUGUUCACCACAGUUUUUACCCUGGAGUCCGUGGUCAAGAUCAUUGGUCUACGACAUCACUAUUUCAGACAACCGUGGAAUGUUUUUGACUUUGUGGUGGUGAUUCUGUCACUUGUGGUAAUAAUUGUCGAGGCUGCAGGCAUUGUGUUGGCAGAUGUUCUCGCAAACAGCUUUAACCCUACACUGCUUCGAGUUCUGAGAGUUUUCAGGAUAGGGCGAGUUCUAAGGCUGAUCAAGGCUGCUAAAGGCAUCCGGAAGCUUCUCUUUGCCCUCAUUAUCUCCCUUCCAGCUCUCAUCAAUAUCGGAGCUCUGCUGUGUCUCAUCAUGUACAUCUUUGCUAUCAUCGGAAUGUCAUUGUUUGGGAACAUGAAAAUUGAUCUUCCAUUGGAUGAUACUGUGAAUUUCCAGACAUUCGCCAGCAGUUUUGUGCUACUGCUCCGUCUAUCGACAUCUGCCGGUUGGAAUGAUAUUUUGGAGACUAUGUUUUUACAGCCCCCGGACUGUGACCCAGACUAUGCCACCAGGCCAGAAGGCGGUGCCAAAUUUAAAUAUUCUACAGGGGACUGUGGAUCUCCUGCGUUUGGGGUGUUUUACAUGGUGGCCUACAUUCUUAUUAUAUUCUUAGUCGUUAUAAACAUGUACAUUGCCAUCAUUCUGGAGAACUUCAAUCAGGCCCAUGAGGCAGAAGAAGUUGGAAUAACAGAAGAUGACUUUGAUGAGUUUUAUGUUGUGUGGGAGAAGUAUGAUCCUUUAGCCACACAGUUCAUCAAAUACGAACAUCUCUCUCACUUUGUUGGGGAUUUAGACCCUCCAUUAGGCAUACCCAGGCCUAACGAAAUUGCUCUAGUGGCAUUUGAUCUUCCAAUUGUUGAAGGAGACAAAAUUCACUGCUUAGAUGUGUUGAUUGCUUUAUGUAAAAAUGUGUUAGGCCGUGUAGAGGAAACGGAGGAAUUCAAAGAACUGAAAUCUCAGAUGGAAGAUAAGUUCCAAGAGACUUUCCCAACUCGAGUGAACACCAGUAAAACAUCGAGUACGAUGCAGAAAAAGAAAGAGGACGUAGCUGCGAAGACCUUACAGCGUGCCUGGCGGACAUUUAAAACUCAGAAGCAGCUCCGUAAUCUGACCAAGAUGGCAAUGCAAAAAGCAGAGGCAGAUGAAAAUGAGAAGAACACUAAAUCGAAGGGAGCCAGUCUGGCUAAUCUCGGUAGACGUCUUAAUAGUGCUCUGAGUAACUUCUUCAGCUCGUCUCGGCCGAGUAGUGCAACCAGCAGACACAGUAUCAAAAGUCAAACCACAGCUAGCACACCAGGGAAUUCUCAAAGGAAAUCCAAAAGUACAUUACAAGUUCCUGCAGUUGGUCCCAUCUACCCAGCAAAAUGCUCUGAUAAAGAAUUAGACUUAUGAUGUUAUGGGAAGGGAAAAUAUGGUGCAAUUUAUUUGAGUACUGUAGUAGAUUUUUUUUUUUUAAAUGUGCACCUCUCAGGUCGAUAUUCAGAGUGCUGCAUCAGUGGCCACAGAAGGCGGGUUCUUUCUGUGUGACAUGCAUUUUGAGUGUCAGUACAAUGUAUUUUUACAGCGAAUCAGUGUAUUUGACUCAUAUAGAAUUAUGCAGAAUAAUUAUGCAGUGCCUGGUGCAUACCUUGGUAUCGUCAGUUGGGAAUAUUGUUGAAAUGCUAAUACAUUUCCCAGGAACAAAAGUGAAUAAAAUAAGAGAAAAUGGGUUCCAUAUUGUGUCCCCGAGGUGUGAAUUCAUGUAUUUACAUGCAUUAUUAUAGAAGUAUUGUGUCAAAAUUCACUGAUGCCAAAACCUGUUGAUCAAAAUGUGAUAAAACAUGACAGAACUUAUAGAUUGUGUAUUGUACUAAUUUAAAGAUUGUUUUUCAACGAAAAAUUUUUAAAAAAAAGAAAAAGAUAAGAUCAUUUCUAGUAUGCUCAUGUUGUCAUGAUGUGGUUUUUUUUAGCAUUGCAAAGUGAUGUCAUAGAGUGCGGUUAAUUUGUCUAUGCUUGUAUCAAGUGCAUAUUUCUCUGGGUAAUUGUGUCAGAUGAGUGGGAUAAAUCUUGUUGAGAGGUAAAUGAUAUGUUAGAAAUUAUUAAGGAAAUAUUGUUUCUCUCACACAAUGAUUUUGAUGUGUGUCUUGAUUGGUAUCAGCAGCAUGUCUUUCAUGCGAUCAUAUUUAAAUCAUGUAGUAUUUGAUAGAGUUCAAGGAACUUAAUUGUUCCAACAUCAAUGUUUCGAUUGUUUUAUAUAUAUCAUACAAAAAGUGAUUGAUAUAGAUGCACUUCAGUUCUAAGCAAGUUUAUUUCACUAUACAGUUGACACUGCUGUAGAGAUUAACUUUGGAGAAGGGGUUUUGAUUCUAAUUUUGUAAUAUUUUAAGCACAGACUUUAUUGAUAGUCAAUACUGUCCCAAAUGAGGGACAUUGACAUGGUAUUCUUCACAUCUUGUGUUAUACAAGCUAGAUCAAAUUUAUGCUGCAGUGACACCUGAUAAAGUUCCUGACUUCUGAUGUGAAUAAUGCUAAACAGUGUCGGAGGGUAUGAAUGUGUCCAAUCAUCUCUAUGCAGUUGUACCUACUGUUUAUCUCCCUUUGCACAUUGAACCUCUUAUCCUACAAAAUUCAUAUUGAAUUACUUACUGGGUUUUUUGUAGCAAGAGAGAAAAAGCUCAUAAAAUGAGGCAUGGAAUCUUUUUUUUUUUAUCGAAUAUAAAUUUGGAUGCUUUUUUCUGUUUGACUUUGCGAUCCUUUAGUUGGAUUUGAUGUUGUACUGUAUACGUAUGUAGAGGGAAAGCUCAUUUGGUGCAUCGACUUGAAAAAAUAUAAAUUCAGUAUUAUAUAACAAGACACUGUGAUAAAGUUAUGCAUAAUGAGAACCGAUAUAUUAAUGGCUUUAAUCAAACAUCAAUAUGUCUGCUCCUGAACUUAAACUUUGUACAUUGGAAUUAACUGCAUUUUUUUUUUCCCCUCUCCCCCAUUUUACCAAACGAAAGUUGUGAUCUGUGAAUGAAGUAUCCGUCCACAUUCUGUUGCGAGAGAUAUUCUUACUUUAGAUAUUUUUUAUGUUUGUUAUUUUACAUUUGUUUUUAUUUACAUGAGCACAAUAAUGUGUAAUAAGGAACUGAUGGAUUUGCCUGUGUAUCUAAUUAUUAUAUUCCUAUAAAAAGGAAAUGUUGAUAUUGAAUGUGAUAUUUUUGUUAUCGCCUUGUGCAACUUGUUUUUUUUUUCUAACUGGCUUAUUAAUCACAACAACAGACAGUAGUUAGGGUGGAGAAUGGUUUGUCUUGUACAGAAGAGGUUGUGAUGCCUGCAUUUAAACUUUCACUUCCCGUUUUUUUUUUUUUUUUCCUUUCUCAAAUUUUCAAUGUGUUGAUUAGUUGUGAAGCUCUCUUCAUUACUCAUCUCAUUGUCAUACAGAAAAUCAAACCUGAAUUAACAAGGCCAAAUUUAGGUUUGUAUUUCUCGGUAAAUAUAAGUACUGUAAAUACUCUGUAUCUCACAAGCUCCAUCCCCGGGGGACAGUCCCUGAGGACAUGUUUUUCUUUGUUCUGUAUUCUACUGUUUAUGACCUUCAUCACGAGCCGUACUGUGGCAUAUGUCGACCUUUUUACCAAAUAAAUUGUUUUGCAUUUAA